AGCUGUCCUCUCUCAGGGACAGCCUGGCAGAGGGGCUGAGACCCCUGGCUGCUCUUGUGCCAAGUCUGGAAGGAGGUAACCCUCACGCCCCCUCUGGCUGGAGAGGGACGAGGCCAGUUCCCCUCCCCCCAGCUGGACCGCUGCCCACCAGCAGAUGUGGCCUGAGGGAGCCACCCGCCCCCUUCACCCUCAUAAAAGCUCCCCCGGGCCCUGCCUGGCCAGUGCCGUGGUCACAGCAGCAGCAUGGUGGGCGUCUCAGUGUGGCUGGUGGCCCUGGUCCUCCUGGGAGCCUCAGGGUGUGAUGCACAGCCCCGGGGCCGGAUCCUGGGGGGCCGCGAGGCCGCGUCCCACGCGCGGCCCUACAUGGCGUCGGUGCAGGUGAAUGGCAGGCACCUGUGUGGCGGCUUCCUGGUGUCCGAGCAGUGGGUGCUGAGCGCCGCGCACUGUCUAGAGGAUGCAGAAGGCGGGAAGGUGCAGGUGCUCCUGGGCGCACACUCUCUGUCACUGCCUGAGCCCUCCAAGCGCCUGUAUGACGUGCGCCGCGCGGUGCCCCACCCGGACAGCCGGCCCGACACCAUCGACCACGACCUCCUCCUGCUGCAGCUGACUGAGAAGGCCACGCUGGGCCCCAACGUGCAGACCCUGGCCUGGCAGCGCGAGGACCGCGACGUGGCGCCCGGCACGCUCUGCGACGUGGCCGGCUGGGGCGUGGUCAGCCAUUCGGGCCGCCGGCCGGACCUCCUGCAGCACGUGCUCUUGCCCGUGCUCGCCCGCUCCACCUGCAACCUGCGCACCCACCACGACGGCGCCAUCACCGAGCGCAUGAUGUGCGCCGAGAGCAACCGCAAGGACAGCUGCGCGGGCGACUCCGGGGGUCCGCUGGUGUGCGGGCGUGUGGCCGAGGGCGUGGUGACAUCAGGCUCGCGCGUCUGCGGCAACCGCAAGAAGCCCGGCAUCUACACGCGCCUGGCCAGCUACGCAGCCUGGAUCGACGGUGUCCUGGCCGAGGCCGCCUGAGGCCCGCACCCCCCACCCCGCAAUAAAGCCCUUCCGCCCGCA
Echinops telfairi (small Madagascar hedgehog) is the source of this 1059-nucleotide messenger RNA. It is a transcript of the gene CFD, whose product is annotated as complement factor D. The transcript has 5 exons. Gene Ontology annotation, molecular function: serine-type endopeptidase activity. The record is from RefSeq and is a predicted model, not a curated record. Gene Ontology annotation, biological process: proteolysis. The coding region runs from base 244 to 1017 and encodes 257 amino acids. NCBI's taxonomy places the organism in Eukaryota, Metazoa, Chordata, Mammalia, Afrosoricida, Tenrecidae.